Messenger RNA from Myripristis murdjan (pinecone soldierfish), 1467 nucleotides. RefSeq names its product iron-sulfur cluster assembly 1 (gene isca1). Gene Ontology annotation, cellular component: cytoplasm; mitochondrion. The record is from RefSeq and is a predicted model, not a curated record. Lineage: Eukaryota; Metazoa; Chordata; Actinopteri; Holocentriformes; Holocentridae. Bases 77 to 466 code for a protein of 129 amino acids. The transcript has 4 exons. Gene Ontology annotation, molecular function: 2 iron, 2 sulfur cluster binding. Gene Ontology annotation, biological process: iron-sulfur cluster assembly.
UUGCGCAGUUCAAUGUUAUGAUUUUAACCUGCUAGCGUGUUGCUAUGCUAGUAGUUUCUGGAGUUAACGGCUGAACAUGUCUGCCUCCAUGGUGAGAGCGACCGUCCGAGCGGUCGGUAAACGAAAGAUUCUGGCAACGAGAGCUGCAUUGACACUGACUCCAGCAGCCGUGAACAAGAUCAGAACGCUACUCCACAACAAACCGGAAUAUAUUGGUAUGAAGGUGGGAGUGAGGACACGUGGCUGUAAUGGACUGACGUACACACUGGACUACGCUAAGGAGAAAGAAAAGGCUGAUGAGGAAGUGCUGCAGGAUGGGGUGAGGGUGUUUAUUGAGAAGAAGGCCCAGCUCACUCUCCUGGGAACUGAGAUGGACUUUGUGGAGUCAAAGCUGUCCAGUGAAUUUGUCUUCAACAAUCCCAACAUCAAGGGCACGUGUGGCUGUGGGGAGAGCUUCAACAUCUGAGCAAUGUUGAGCCUCCCUCCUCCUCCUCCUCCUCCUUCUCCUCUUCCCACAAUCCUCUGUGCUCUGAACCCCGUCCCUUCCUGGAUUCCCACGAAUAAAGACUGAGAGACUGAGGGUUAAUGAGGGAGUCAGACAUGAGAAAUUCUCUGGGACAUGGAAAUGCCUGCGUUCCUACUACUGCUCCUGCUGCAUACCACACACAUACGCACAAUCACACAGCCCACGUGUACAUGUUUAGAGGAAGGCUUUACUACUUAACGUAAUGAUUGCUGCCACCUUCAACUCAAUCAUUAUUGGGUUUAUGUCUGUUUUUUUAAUUAUUAUUUUUAAAUUUUUUUAUUUAUUUUUUUUCCCUGGGCCCUAUGAGGAUGACAUAAUCUGUAAAACAUCUAAAACACAUACACCUUGGACCUGAUAAAGACCUUGGUAGCUUGGGGUUUUUAAUUAAGUGAAUGGCUACACAUUUGGACACCAUUUAGCCAAUUUGAGUCAUAUCACACCAUAUUAUUGCAGUGGGGUGAACCAAGAGAAAGAACCAUGUUACUAUUAAGCAUUUUGUGUUUUUUUUAAAAAAAUCAAAUAGAUGUUAUCCAUAGAUGCUACAAGCAACAGCAUCUGCUUAUAAAACCACACACCGUAGACAACGUCCCAUCAUGCAGUGUAGUGUAUCAACACAGUUUGCAGAAGUGCAGGAGUUCCUGAGUGUCUUGAAGCUGGUUUGGCAGUUUGUAAAUUCUUUGAAACGUUAAGAUUAUCUAUUUAAGUGUGUGUAUAUAUAAAGAAUGUAUGUCACCGCAACAUAACGCACAAAAACCAGUAUCCCGCACAUAAAGAAAUUAUGAGGAUUAUGUUGGUUUCUUUUUGCUUAGUCCAAGCCAGAAGGACUAUGUGUUUGUAUAGACUGUGUGCUCUUAAUAUUUCAAAUUUGUAACCAGUGCAAUGUGUUUAUGUACAGAUGAUAUGAAAUAUCUAAAUAAAUAGAUUAAUCAAGCAUUUUGAAA